This is a messenger RNA of Ostertagia ostertagi, 309 nucleotides long. The record is from the annotation of a GenBank genome assembly. Lineage: Eukaryota; Metazoa; Nematoda; Chromadorea; Rhabditida; Trichostrongylidae.
AUGCUGUUGCUCAUGAGCCCCAAGCCGGCGGCUCAACCGGUCAGAUAUCAGAGCAACACUCACCGUCCAGACCUCCUCCUCCGUCAAGGCCUGCACCACCUAAGCAUCCUCGAACUGGAGCGGGCGAUGAGCAAGUCGCUACCGCACAUCUCCCUCCACCACGACCUCCUCCUGCUUCUUCACCGUCUGCACCCCCUCCGCGACCUGGUCCACCUUCGCCCAAACCUCCGACACCGAGAAAGGUUGAACCGGAACCGGAACCGGAAGAAGAUGCAUGGACGGCGUUCAAGAAACUCACAGAGAAGGUGA